UUUUUUUAUCUGUGCUUACCACUGCCCGUCAUCCAUCUUUCAUUCAAUGCGUUUCCGACCAAAUUUUAGACUAAAAGUGUGUUUAUUUUAGUAAUUUUAAUUUUCUAUCUUGUAAAUAAGUGUCAUAAAGAUUCAUUAACAAUUUAUUGCAUACUUAAACGAUGUCUUCUGGCAGGCCAAUCAAGUGUGUAGUAGUAGGAGACGGUACCGUCGGAAAAACGUGUAUGUUAAUAUCUUAUACCACGGACAGUUUUCCUGGCGAAUAUGUACCCACGGUAUUUGAUAAUUAUUCAGCACCCAUGGUAGUUGAUGGAGUAGCAGUAUCUUUAGGGUUAUGGGAUACUGCAGGACAAGAGGACUAUGAUAGACUAAGACCACUCAGUUACCCUCAAACAGACGUCUUCCUUAUAUGCUUCAGUGUUACAAGUCCUUCUUCAUAUGAAAAUGUUACUUCCAAGUGGUAUCCUGAAAUAAAACAUCACUGCCCUGAUGCACCUAUUAUAUUGGUUGGUACAAAGAUUGACUUGAGAGAUGACAGGGAGACCCUGAGUUUGCUAUCUGAGCAAGGUAUGUCUCCACUCAAGAGAGAACAAGGACAGAAAUUGGCCAAUAAAAUUAGAGCUGUUAAAUACAUGGAAUGCUCUGCCUUAACACAACGGGGUCUGAAACAGGUUUUUGAUGAAGCAGUUCGUGCAGUAUUAAGACCGGAGCCUCAAAAGAGACAUCAAAGGAAGUGUCUAAUCAUGUAAAUAUGACUAAACUACAUGACAAUCAACAAUAAUGACAAACAUUCAGGAAUCUCUAACCAACAGUAAUAAUAUGUUUCUACACCAGAUCUGUACUAUUAGCUUUUUACUUUUAUUCAGUUUUGGGUAAUAGAAGAGAAGAAGAAAAUUGUGUUAUGAUGGAAUAUGAAAAAUGCAUACAAACCAACAGGUAAUUAUUGUUAUUACUAUUUUUGGCUUAAUACUAAUAGUACACAUUUUUAAUUAUAAAACAAGUAUUUCGGUGUCGACUUCCGAAUCUCAUACCGCCAUGCCAAUAAUUAUAUUUUGUUCUAUAGAGCAGAAGAAAAAAAAACAUCAAUAUCUAAUUAUCGCUUUCUGCUCUAUAUUUUAAACAAAAGAUUGUGAUUAUUUUUAUAAUAAGUGCCAUAAUUUGCAUUCGUAUAUCUGUAUUUGAAUAACAUCACAUAAAAAUAUGUUUAUGUAUAUUUUCUGUUACUUUAAGCAAACAGACAUGCCAAAGAUUUAUGAGUAGUUUUUAAGGCCCAAUAGUUUUGUGUUGUAGAAAUUCAUCAGUGGUUAGAAACAAAUUGUUACUGUUACUUUGACUAUGUUAUUUUUAUAUUUGCAAAGAACCUCAAUAUUCUCGAAGUUUGGGAUAUUAUAGUCUUUACGCGACUUGAAUAAGGACUGAUUUAUAGAAGCUAGCUCUAAUAACGUACUCAAAUUAAUCUCUUAGUUAGCAAGACAUGGAUAAGCAGUUACUUUAGUGAAUGGUUGGUUUACUUGUUAUUUUUUCAUGGAAGCAUUUACUUACGUACUGAUCAUAAUUAUUAAAACUUUAAUCUUUAUGGGAAUUGAAACCAUUUACUAUCUCAAAAAUAUUUAUAGACGUUUCCAAGUUAUCUAUAAUCAAAUGAAGGAACCACAUGAUUUACUGGCAGCUGUAAAGCCUGUAUUUGCUUUUAUGGCGGUGACAUUCUUUUUGUAUUAGCAUUCGUUUGGGAUUUAGCAUUUAUUCUAUAUAGUUUUGAUCGCAAUAUUAUUAUUGAAAUUAAUAUUUUUUUCUUGUAUUAUUAUGUAGAAAAGUGAUGAGAUAAUGUGUGUUUUAUAGUGAUUCAUUAGGGCAAAAUAUUUUUGUAUGUGAAAAUAGAUUUAAGAAUAACAAAGCAUUUAAGAGUAUUUGCAUUGCACCAUCACUUAUUAUUUUGUAAUUAUUUUUAAAUGUAGACUGCUUUGAUUUACAGGUAAAAGCUUUGAAUUUAUUGUGUAUAUAACUAAUACAUAUUCAAUUAUUUAUAUAAGGACAAAUGCGCAAUUUAUGAAUAAAACUUGUGUAAACUGCA
Messenger RNA from Pectinophora gossypiella (pink bollworm), 2071 nucleotides. RefSeq names its product ras-related C3 botulinum toxin substrate 1 (gene Mtl). Gene Ontology annotation, molecular function: GTPase activity; GTP binding. The transcript has 6 exons. Gene Ontology annotation, biological process: small GTPase-mediated signal transduction. Bases 162 to 749 code for a protein of 195 amino acids. The record is from RefSeq and is a predicted model, not a curated record. NCBI's taxonomy places the organism in Eukaryota, Metazoa, Arthropoda, Insecta, Lepidoptera, Gelechiidae.